AUGCCGCCUAAAAUAAAAAAUCUUUUAUGGCGGUGUGCUCGUAAUGUGCUGCCGGUUCGUGACAAUCUGCGCUCCAAGAGGGUGUGGAUAGGCAGGGGUUGUCCGAUGUGCGGCUACAUGGUGGAGACGCUAGAACAUCUCUUUUGUGACUGUGUAUUUGGGGAAGGGGUUUGGGGCGCUGUGAAUGUUCUGCAAGGCAGGGAUUUUGCGAGCUUCUUGACUCAUGUGAUUGGCAGGUUGUCUGUGGAGGAAGCGUGGACACUGGCUGCUGUCUUCUGGACGAUUUGGACGGCGCGUAAUGAUGUUGUAUGGCACAAUAAAAUUCCGGAGAGGGUGAAUGCUAGUGAGCAAAUGCUGCGAUUGCAGCUUACUUGGAAAGAAGCAUACGCUGUCCAGAGGCCUACGGUACGUCAUGCUCCUGAAUGGAUUUCGCCUCCUUGUUAUACUGUCAAAUGCAAUGUAGAUGCUGCCUUGUCCGGUGAGGGCGCUAGUUUUGGCGCUGUGGUGCGGGACCAUAACGGGGGUUUUGUCGCGGCGAAAAGUGGACAAAUGGAUGGUGUCGUUGAUCCGUACAUGGCUGAAGCUCUCGGUGUCAAGGAAGCCCUGACAUGGCUUAAAGCACAACAUCACAAGACAUAUGGAGUGUUAGUGUUUCCCAUGUCAAGAGAACAGCGAACUGUGUGGCUCAUGUCGAUUGCUAGAGACAUAUGGAGUGUUAGUGUUUCCCAUGUCAAGAGAACAGCGAACUGUGUGGCUCAUGGGAUUGCUCGGGCAACCGGUUCUUUAGCUGCCUCAGGGGUUUGGUUUGAUAUCCCACCAGCUUGUAUUGUGAAUUAUUUCAAUCAGUAA
Ipomoea nil (Japanese morning glory) is the source of this 849-nucleotide messenger RNA. RefSeq lists its product as uncharacterized. The coding region runs from base 1 to 849 and encodes 282 amino acids. The transcript is spliced from 2 exons. NCBI's taxonomy places the organism in Eukaryota, Viridiplantae, Streptophyta, Magnoliopsida, Solanales, Convolvulaceae. Gene Ontology annotation, molecular function: RNA-DNA hybrid ribonuclease activity; nucleic acid binding. The record is from RefSeq and is a predicted model, not a curated record.